Puccinia triticina is the source of this 171-nucleotide messenger RNA. RefSeq lists its product as uncharacterized. The record is from RefSeq and is a predicted model, not a curated record. The transcript has a single exon. Bases 1 to 171 code for a protein of 56 amino acids. NCBI's taxonomy places the organism in Eukaryota, Fungi, Basidiomycota, Pucciniomycetes, Pucciniales, Pucciniaceae.
AUGCAGGAGCGGCUCAUGGCCGAGGAAGAGGCAGCCACUUGUCCUGGGGCGAGCUUGGUCCAGAGGAACCGCCCCCAGGCUGUCUCGCCGACGGAUGCGGGCCGGCGCUGCGCCAAGGCUUCAUGGGUUGUGCACGAGGUCCAAGUGAUGUCGGAUCGUGGCGACACCUGA